Molecule: messenger RNA, 4560 nt
Organism: Leopardus geoffroyi (Geoffroy's cat)
Lineage: Eukaryota; Metazoa; Chordata; Mammalia; Carnivora; Felidae
Gene: CYFIP1
Product: cytoplasmic FMR1 interacting protein 1
Exons: 31
Coding region: 147-3908 (1253 amino acids)
Biological process (GO): regulation of translation; modification of synaptic structure; cell morphogenesis
Cellular component (GO): neuron projection; SCAR complex; synapse
Molecular function (GO): small GTPase binding; RNA 7-methylguanosine cap binding
Source: RefSeq, a predicted model, not a curated record
GGGAGAGCCCCCGCCCCGGGAGGAAGGGGAGGAGGCCGGGUGUUUCCUGGCGCAUUCCCGGCCCGCCCGAGUGACUCACUCAGCCUGGAAACUCCCAGGGCCCGUCCGGGACCCCCGAGCCGCCGCCGCCGCUGACCCAGGCCAGGAUGGCAGCCCAGGUGACACUGGAGGAUGCACUGUCCAAUGUGGAUCUCCUGGAAGAGCUGCCUUUGCCUGACCAGCAGCCCUGCAUUGAGCCCCCACCAUCCUCACUGCUCUACCAGCCAAAUUUCAACACUAAUUUUGAAGACAGAAAUGCAUUUGUCACUGGGAUUGCAAGAUACAUUGAACAAGCAACUGUCCAUUCUAGCAUGAAUGAAAUGCUGGAGGAGGGCCAAGAGUACGCGGUCAUGCUAUACACCUGGAGGAGCUGCUCUCGGGCCAUCCCACAGGUGAAAUGUAAUGAGCAGCCUAAUAGAGUGGAAAUUUACGAGAAAACCGUAGAGGUCCUUGAGCCUGAAGUCACAAAACUGAUGAAUUUUAUGUACUUCCAGAGAAAUGCCAUUGAGCGUUUCUGUGGGGAGGUGAGGCGCCUAUGCCACGCGGAGAGAAGGAAGGAUUUUGUGUCUGAAGCCUAUUUGAUCACGCUGGGAAAGUUCAUCAACAUGUUUGCUGUGCUGGAUGAGUUAAAGAACAUGAAGUGCAGUGUGAAGAAUGACCACUCGGCAUAUAAGAGGGCUGCUCAGUUUUUACGUAAAAUGGCGGACCCACAGUCCAUCCAGGAAUCACAGAAUCUGUCCAUGUUCCUGGCCAACCACAAUAAGAUCACCCAAUCUUUACAGCAGCAGCUUGAAGUGAUUUCUGGCUACGAAGAGCUCCUCGCUGAUAUUGUGAAUCUGUGUGUGGAUUACUACGAGAAUAGGAUGUACCUGACACCCAGUGAGAAACACAUGCUUCUCAAAGUCAUGGGAUUUGGUCUAUACUUGAUGGAUGGGAGUGUCAGCAACAUCUAUAAACUUGAUGCCAAGAAAAGAAUAAACUUAUCCAAAAUUGAUAAGUACUUCAAGCAGCUCCAGGUUGUUCCACUGUUUGGGGACAUGCAAAUAGAACUGGCAAGAUACGUCAAGACCAGUGCCCACUAUGAGGAGAAUAAAUCUCGAUGGACAUGCACAUCAUCCAGCAGCAGCCCGCAGUAUAAUAUCUGUGAGCAGAUGAUCCAGAUCCGGGAGGACCACAUGCGCUUUAUCUCAGAGUUGGCGCGCUACAGCAAUAGUGAGGUUGUCACAGGGUCGGGCCGCCAGGAGACGCAGAAGACAGAUACCGAGUACCGGAAACUCUUUGACCUGGCACUUCAGGGCCUGCAGCUGCUGUCUCAGUGGAGUGCUCACGUGAUGGAAGUGUAUUCAUGGAAACUUGUGCACCCAACGGACAAGUACUCCAACAAGGACUGCCCAGACAAUGCUGAGGAGUAUGAGCGCGCCACCCGCUACAACUACACUAGUGAGGAGAAGUUCGCCCUGGUGGAGGUGAUUGCCAUGAUCAAAGGCCUGCAGGUGCUAAUGGGCAGGAUGGAGAGUGUGUUCAACCACGCCAUCCGGCACACCGUCUAUGCUGCGCUGCAGGACUUCUCCCAGGUUACCCUCCGGGAACCACUCAGGCAGGCCAUCAAGAAGAAGAAGAAUGUCAUCCAGAGUGUUCUGCAGGCCAUCAGGAAGACCGUGUGUGACUGGGAGACGGGGCACGAGCCCUUCAAUGACCCAGCCCUGCGGGGCGAGAAGGACCCCAAGAGUGGCUUCGACAUCAAAGUACCCCGGCGUGCCGUGGGACCCUCCAGCACGCAGCUUUACAUGGUGAGAACCAUGCUAGAGUCCCUCAUUGCAGACAAAAGUGGUUCCAAGAAAACCUUGAGAAGUAGCCUUGAGGGGCCCACCAUAUUGGACAUAGAAAAAUUUCAUCGAGAGUCAUUCUUCUACACUCACUUGAUUAAUUUCAGUGAAACGCUGCAGCAGUGCUGUGACCUUUCACAGUUGUGGUUCCGAGAGUUCUUCCUGGAGCUGACAAUGGGCAGGAGGAUCCAGUUCCCCAUUGAGAUGUCCAUGCCCUGGAUCCUGACGGACCACAUCCUAGAGACCAAGGAGGCAUCCAUGAUGGAGUACGUCCUCUACUCCCUGGACCUGUACAAUGACAGCGCACACUAUGCCCUCACCAGGUUCAACAAGCAGUUUCUCUAUGACGAAAUUGAAGCAGAGGUGAAUCUAUGCUUUGACCAAUUUGUUUAUAAACUGGCAGACCAGAUAUUUGCAUAUUAUAAGGUUAUGGCAGGAAGUUUGCUUCUUGAUAAACGUUUACGAUCAGAAUGCAAGAAUCAAGGGGCAACGAUCCAUCUCCCGCCAUCUAACCGCUAUGAGACACUGCUUAAGCAGAGGCAUGUGCAGCUCCUGGGCAGAUCCAUAGACCUUAAUCGCCUGAUUACUCAGCGUGUCUCAGCAGCCAUGUAUAAGUCUCUGGAACUGGCCAUUGGACGAUUUGAAAGUGAAGACCUGACAUCAAUAGUUGAGUUGGAUGGCCUCUUGGAAAUCAACCGCAUGACCCACAAGCUGCUAAACAGGUACCUGACACUGGACAGCUUUGACGCCAUGUUCCGGGAGGCCAACCACAAUGUAUCAGCGCCAUACGGGAGAAUCACCCUCCAUGUCUUCUGGGAACUCAAUUACGACUUCCUGCCCAACUACUGCUAUAAUGGCUCUACCAACCGAUUUGUUCGGACAGUAUUACCAUUUUCUCAGGAAUUUCAAAGAGAUAAACAGCCUAAUGCACAACCCCAGUAUUUACAUGGAUCAAAGGCUUUGAACUUGGCCUACUCUAGCAUUUAUGGCAGCUACCGAAACUUUGUGGGGCCUCCGCACUUUGAGGUCAUCUGCCGGCUGCUUGGCUACCAGGGCAUUGCAGUGGUCAUGGAGGAACUGCUGAAGGUCGUGAAGAGCCUGCUGCAAGGCACAAUCCUGCAGUACGUGAAGACGCUGAUGGAGGUGAUGCCCAAGAUCUGCCGCCUGCCCCGUCAUGAAUAUGGCUCUCCUGGCAUCCUAGAGUUCUUCCACCACCAGCUGAAGGACAUUGUUGAGUAUGCGGAGCUGAAGACCGUGUGCUUCCAGAAUCUGCGGGAGGUGGGCAAUGCUGUCCUCUUCUGCCUGCUCAUCGAGCAGAGUCUGUCUUUAGAAGAAGUGUGUGACCUAUUGCAUGCAGCCCCAUUUCAGAACAUCUUGCCAAGAGUCCACGUGAAAGAGGGAGAGAGACUUGAUGCCAAAAUGAAAAGACUAGAAUCAAAGUACGCCCCACUGCAUCUUGUCCCUCUGAUUGAAAGACUGGGGACCCCUCAGCAAAUUGCAAUAGCGAGAGAGGGGGACUUGCUGACAAAGGAACGUCUCUGCUGUGGCCUAUCUAUGUUUGAAGUCAUCCUGACUCGGAUCCGGACCUUUCUGGACGACCCUAUCUGGCGUGGGCCUUUGCCCAGCAAUGGAGUCAUGCAUGUGGAUGAGUGUGUUGAGUUUCACAGACUUUGGAGUGCCAUGCAGUUUGUCUACUGCAUUCCUGUGGGAACACACGAGUUUACAGUCGAGCAGUGCUUUGGCGACGGGCUCCACUGGGCUGGCUGUAUGAUCAUUGUACUUCUUGGGCAACAGCGGCGCUUCGCUGUCCUAGAUUUCUGCUACCAUCUACUUAAAGUCCAGAAACAUGAUGGCAAAGAUGAGAUUAUCAAAAAUGUGCCAUUGAAGAAAAUGGUGGAGAGAAUUCGCAAAUUCCAGAUCCUAAAUGAUGAGAUAAUUACUAUCUUGGACAAGUACUUGAAGUCUGGUGAUGGAGAAAGCACACCUGUGGAGCAUGUUCGCUGUUUUCAGCCACCUAUCCACCAGUCCCUGGCCAGCAGCUGAGGACAUGUACAUCAUGUUUUUGAAGAGUCCCAGUACUGACUGCAUUUAAUAACUAUAAGGGCAUGUUUUUCUUUCCAUAAACUAUUUAGUAAGAUUUUUAGUGACUAUUUUUCAGUAUCUCUGUGCCUGUUAAAGGGGGUACUUUUCAAUUUAAAAGCUUAAUUUUAUAAAAUUAUUUUUCUAGACUAAAAUUGUAUAUGCCUUUGGUAAUUAGAAAGUCUGAGAAUAUUAGCUGCUAAUUGUUGCCAUCAUGUUCUUACAGAAUUAUUUUGCAUUUUUCUAUGGAAUGUUCCAACAACUAGCUAUGUCAAAAUGCUGCUGAGUUCAUCCAUAUAUUCCUUAGCAAAGGAUCAGUAAUGUUUGGGGAAAGAUUUAUGGACUUAAGAAACUUAAUACCAGCUCAUUGUAAUAAAAUCCAUUACCAAUUAGAAUUAAACUUAAUGCUUAUUUAGCUUUUGUUUAGGGAUUUUUCUGAUGGUCUUUUAUGAAUAACCUUUUCUAAGUCAUUGUUCCUUUUUUUGUGUCAGUGUUUCAGAAAAUAGUGAACUUGAUUCCUCUGCUUCUACUAAAUCCAGUUGUGACAGUCUAAUUUGUAAGGUAUGAUUUAAAGGUUACAGAAAUCAAACUAAUAAAACUUAAUUGUGUUCAUUCA